Molecule: messenger RNA, 1950 nt
Organism: Gracilinanus agilis (Agile Gracile Mouse Opossum)
Lineage: Eukaryota; Metazoa; Chordata; Mammalia; Didelphimorphia; Didelphidae
Gene: MICU2
Product: mitochondrial calcium uptake 2
Exons: 12
Coding region: 91-1389 (432 amino acids)
Biological process (GO): mitochondrial calcium ion homeostasis; calcium import into the mitochondrion
Cellular component (GO): uniplex complex
Molecular function (GO): calcium ion binding
Source: RefSeq, a predicted model, not a curated record
GCUGCGGCUGUGGCUGACUUCUGUCCCUAGUGGCUCCUCAGAGUUCCUUGAUCAGACUGUAGAAAUACUCGCGUUGACACUUCCGCGAACAUGGCGGCAAGCGCUCGGAGAGCGGCUCUAAUCGCGAUUUGGGGCAACCGUCUGCGAAAUGGGUUUGCCUUGGGCCGAAGGGCGCUUCCCCGACCUGGUCCUUUGGCUGUGGCUGUGGCGGGGGCUGCGCUGGCAGGAGUAGGAGCGGUCUGGUAUAAGGGACGCCUAGACCUGCCGACUGGGGAUUUCCUGACAGUUUUUGCGCUGCAGAAAAAUGACAAUAAUGAGGUGACAGAAAAACUGUCUAUUCGAAAGAAGCGCUUCAUGCAAUUUUCCUCACUGGAAUAUCAAGGAGAAUAUUAUAUGACACCCAGAGACUUCUUAUAUUCAAUAAUAUUUGAUCAAAUAGAGCAUAAAGCCUCAAUUAAGCAACUAACAAAACAGUCUAUAAAAGAUGCACUGGAUGAAGUAAAAAGGAUUAAAGGUGGAUCAACCUUUUUUAGAGAUCUUGGUGACAAAGGACUGAUUUCAUAUACUGAAUAUCUAUUUUUGCUAACAGUUAUCAUCAAACCCCAGACUGGGUUUCAUGUUGCUUUUAAAAUGUUGGACACAGAUGGAGAUGAGACAGUUGAGAAAAAGGAAUUCUUUAAGCUUCAGAAGAUUAUUAGUAAAAAAGAAGAACUGAGGAGAGCUCCAGUUGCUGAAACAAUACACCAGAAGUUAAAAGAGGAAGAUUCUGGAAUUAAUACCACUCUUCAGGUAUAUUUCUUUGGAAAGGAAGGAAAAAAGAAACUUCAGUAUAAAGAAUUUCGAAGAUUUAUGGAAAAUUUACAAGCAGAGAUACAAGAAAUGGAAUUCCUACAGUUUUCAAAAGGUUUGAACUUCAUGAGAAAAGAAGAUUUUGCAGAAUGGUUGCUCUUUUUCACAGACACUAGCAACAAAGAUAUUUACUGGCAAAAUGUGACACAGAGGUUGUCAGCAGGAGAGAAUAUUAGUUUGGAUGAAUUCAAGUCAUUUUGCCACUUUACAACCCACUUGGAAGACUUUUCAAUCACAAUGGAAAUGUUUAGUUUAGCUCAUCGUCCUGUCAAACUAGCGGAAUUUAAGAGAGCUGUGAAAGUGGCGACAGGCCAGGAGCUCUCAGACAAUAUUUUGGACACCGUCUUCAAGAUCUUUGAUUUAGAUGGUGAUGAAUGCCUCAGCCAUGGAGAGUUUCUUGGGGUCUUAAAGAACAGGAUCCAUCGAGGCUUAUUGGAACCACAAGAGCCAAGCAUGGAAGAAUACUGGAAAUGUGUGAAAAGAGAAAGCCUCAAAGGACUAAAAGAAGUUUGGAAACAGGCUGGAAAAAACUAUUUCUAAAAAAAAAAAAAAUAGGAAGUGGGAGUUACAAUGCUUCAGAUAGCCAGAUGUUAUAUUUUUUAAGUGCCUGGUGUUUAUGUUCUUCUUAAGUCCUUUUCAUUAAUUUGUUUGUAAGAGGCUUGCUUUCUAAUUUUAUAAAACUAAGGAAGUUUCAUCAAGGAAAUCUUUUUUUCCUUUUAUUAGGAAAUCCCGGAAGUGUACACAAAUGGAUUUUGGACCCUUGUGAAAUUCUAAUCUAGGGUUGAAAUUAUAUUUUCUAUUCUGAAGCAGGAUUAAAAACAUAAUAGUUUUACUGUCCUCUAAUUUUGUCAGUUUCAGUAGUUUAAUUGGCAGCAAGAGAAGUACCUAUGGACAUAAGUUUAUAUUUAGUAUCACACUCCAAAAACAUACAAUCCAAAAUUAAAAGAUUGAGUCUGAAGAUCAGUAAAAAUUUUCUAGAUCCUAUCUUGGGGAUUUCUUGUAUUUUUUAUUUCUGUUCUUGGUCUGAAUAUAAGUUAUCUUAAUACAUUGAUUAAAAAAUAAGUAUUUGAACUAGAUUCAUAAUAAAGUAUUUAUCAAAAA